CUGUUGGGAUUAUAGAAGUAAUCACCACCACCCCCAACCUCUACUAUUAUUUUUAAUGGAAUUUUCCCAAAAUAUUUUCGGUCUACAGUUUUUUGAAUCUGCAGGUACAGAACCCAUGGACACAGAGGCCUGACUAUAUAUCUUUUUAUUAAUUUAAAUAUUUUAAUUAAUUUAGGUGAUGCUGAAUGUUUAGUUAUGUAUGCUUGUGUUUGUGUUUCUCAUGCAGUUAAACUUUUUCCAAAACAUUAUUUUCAAUAUUAAUGUAAUACUUUAAGAGUGUAAUGAAGUAUUCUCACAUAGCUUCCAAUUUUUCUGCUAUUACAAACAACUUUUAGGGAAAAAUCUGUACAUGACUCUGAUUAUUUCCUUAGGAUAGAGUUACAGAAAUUACUGUGUUAAAGGUAUGAAAAUUAUUUUAAGUUUCUACAUAAAUAUUGGUAACUUGUAAAUAGGCAUUUAAAAAUUGUCUUUAUUAUUCACUAUGUAUAAAAUUCUUGAGUACUGAGAGGAGGAGAGCAGGGCAUGCCCCUCUGGUUGUCUGGGGCAGUUCUUCCUCCCUUAAUGGUGUGACACUAACUCAGACAGAUUUGCCCAGGGAACCAGAAUUAGAAAGACUUUUUAUCAUACUUGAAAUAUUUUAUGGAGUAAUUGCUAAAGAAGGCUCUUUUGAUAAUUGUUUAAAGCAACUCAGAUAUUAAUGUAUACCAGUGGUCUAAGACAAUGAUUAUGACGGUGUUCCAGUUGGAAGGGGAAUAACAAUUACUCAGACGUAGCAAACAAAUUAAUGCUGACUGUUGUUUAGUUUGAUUUGGUAUGUGUUUAGUAACUGUGCUAUGUUGUGUAUGUGGCUUUAACAGUGCUAGAAAAUGUAGUAUUUAAAAGUAGAGAAGGGUUGUAAUGGUUAUCUUUAUGAACAAGGGAUACAAAGGAACCCAGUAAUUCAAAGAUGGUUUUAAAUGAGAGUUCAUUUUUUGUCAUUUAUAUGUGUUGCUCUGUUUUUGAAGAAAAUUAAUAUGCUGUUUUGAAACUUUAGGUUUGCAUAUACUUGAGUAACUGUAUACAAAGUGUAUUCUUUUGUGCAGGUGUGAAGAUUCUUGAUACACAGCCUAGAGGGAAAGCAGAAGCAUAGUGGUGCCUUUUAUUGUUCUUUCAAUUUCACUGAUUCUAAUUAUAGAAGCUUACAUCACCUUGGUUGAUGAUGACAGUUUCUCUCUCCUUCUUGGUUUUUCUUCCUCUAUUACUCCCUAAGGAUGGAUCAUAUUUCAUAGUGCAUGUGUGUCCAGCUGGUGGCUGUGACAGAUUUUCAACAAAAAUGGGGGUGAUCAGUUAGUGGAUAUAUAUAUGACAUAUGCUGAAGCACACUGUUUCUUACAAGAGAAUAAAAGAAUGCUGGUACUCUUGCCUCGCCUCCUUCAUGAAGGCUGAGGAAUAGGUAUGCAGUUUGAAAGCAGAAGUCCUGAGGGGCACCAGUAAUUAGAGUUAACUGUCUGAUAACUGCAAAGAUGCGUUUCAGAUGUUCAUGUUAAACAUGGAGGGAAAGGGGUGGAAAAGAUUGUUAUGAUCCUUUGAAAGGGCUUGUAUGUUACCUAUGACCAUUGCAGUCAUUUAUUCAUUUAUUUUCCAAAAGACUUAAAAGUGUUUUCACUCUGUAAAUCAGUACAAUUUAAGUUUAUAUUUCAAAAACCAAAUACAACUAAAAUGCAGAAAUGAGUGUACUCUUUAUUUUGUAAAACUGCAGAAUUUUUCUUUUGUUCUUUAACUUCUUUGGAGUUUGACUUCUCUAAAUUAUGAUUAUAAUAUUUCACUGCAGAUUGGGAAUAAAUUCUAUUAAUGUAAUAAGUAAAUAAAAUGCCUGGGUUAGUAUAAAUCCAGUUUUUGUUAUCAUUAGUUUUGUUUGUUUUUCAUAAUGCCUAGAAUGUAUAUCCUCUUAUGGCUUACCUUCAUCUGUGGUAACCUUUCCCUGUCCUUCUUUUCAGUGUUGUCACAUAUUGACAUAAAAGAUAUGUUUACGGCUAGUUUAGUAACUAUCAGAACCUUAUCUUUGGCUUUCUAAACAAUAUGAUUUCAAGUAUUUCAGUUUGUAUUUUUGUUUAUAAAUAAUAUGCACAGUUAACAUAAAUUUUAAUAACUACAUGGCAUUUACACUUUUAUAAAAGUAUUUCAUCAUGAUUUGAAUCUUUGGAAAGUCAACAUACAUUGCUCUAUUUUAUAGUAGUGCAAAAGACCUUUCUGAAGCUAAAGAUUUCAUUAAUAGGGGUUAGCAUCAUGACAUUUCAUAUGCAGGGGAAAUGUGUUCAUAAGUGGCUGUCUUGUAGUGAUUCCUAGACAAUAUGUAGAUCAGGACAUUCUCCUUUGCUGCAUUUAAUUCAUUUGAAUUGAUAAGAUAAUGAGAUGAGAUCGUGAUAAAAUUCUAAAAGUGAUGCAAGUGAAAAAUAGGUUAUUUACCUAGUCAUUUAUUUUAGUUAUUUGAUAAAUUACUAUUCUCUUCAAAGGAUGUUUAUUUCUUCAUUCAGUAGUUAAAAGGCAAAGUCAUUAUUUCAUCAGAAUGCUGGUGGAUCCCCAUGUUGAGUAUGGAAUUUGGCCUGUUUCUUUUCUUGGUAUUGUUACACAGGGAGAUUUCGCAUGAUAGGUUCACUAUACAGUUCCCUGGAAUCGAAGAUACUAUGAGAUGAUUGGUAAAGGAUGAUGUCAUGUUCACUUACAAGUCAAACUAAAGGAAAAGAGAGUUUUGUUCCUUUACUGAGUUGGUGUUUACUACAGUAGGUCUAACAUAUGGCACUAGUGGAUUACAUUUCUCACUCUGGGCAGCAGUUUUUUAAAGCAGCUAAGAGAUGGCUGUCUCCCUUGCCCAACUUGAGGUCCUUCUUUGUGUGUUGAUCAGCAUGAUUUAUAAAAAGGGGGAAAGGUGUGUAUUAAAAUUUUGCUUUUUGAUUUGGCUAUAAUAUAUUCUGUUGGUACUAUACAUGAAUAUAAUUACUGUCUGGUGUUGAAAUUCCUAGUAUUCUUGAAUCUUGCUACUGAUAUUUAUGUGUAAAAUACUCAUCUUUUAGAAAUUUUAUCUUUAGUGAGUUUGUCUUCAUGUACAUACAAAGUACCUACUAUCAUUUUUCUAUUUUAAAGAAUGAUUAACUUAAUAUUACUUAAUAUUAAGUAUCAAGUGGAAUUCCAACUCACAUAUGGUUGAUUUAAAUUAAACUGAAAAAAAAAAAAAAAACCACACUGGUGCUUGAAAAUCAAUCUGUAUAAAUAUUCCAUGUUUUAUGUUUAGAAAACUAGUCAUGCUUGUUUGCAUUUGUGAGAUUUAAUUUUAUAUUUAAAUGCAGGUAUUGUGUAUUUUGGUAUUGUGUCUUUGGAAUUUUGGCAGAAAAACAUUCUUUAAAACUUUAUGAAAAUCUAAAUAAUUACAUAUUUUGAAACCAUAACUUGUCUUUGUUCAAAAUUAUACUUAGUUUAACUUAAAUUCUAGUUUCAUAAGUAGCAGCGUAAUUCAGAUUGGCAGCAUAGUAUUGUUCAGAAAGUGACUCAGACUUUUCUCAAAAAUAUUGAAGAACUUAUUUUUUGUGUGCCUAACGACAAGAUGUUUCUUCUGCAGUCAGUGGAGUCCUUUGUUAAAAUACCUGUCUCCCAGGUAACAUGUCCUGUUAUGUUGCACAUCCCGUUUUCCCCAAAAUAAAAGUGUUUGGUGAAUAAAGCAAAAUAAUUCUAUUGCUUUGAUUUGUUCACUGAUUGGUUUUCUCAUAAUUUUGCUGCCUGGAGGUAUAACUAUAUUUUACUCUUGGGAACUGUCUUACUUUGGCCAUUAGGAGCAACCAUCACAAGCUUAGUUGGAGUAUCUAGUGCCUUGUAGCAGAAGCAUGAAGAACAAGGAUGGGUACUAGUAGUAUUGUGUUUUCAGAUGGAAGAGGGUGUGGCAAAAUUAAAAUCUUUUUCUGUAAUUUCUAUAGAAAAAUGGGGCAAUUUUUUUUAGUUCACACUGUGGAAGCAGGUUUAAUCAUUUUCUUUGAUUUCUUCUGAGUUACUUUUGCUGGCUUCUUGUCUUUUUCUAGGAACUGAGCAUUGGGCUACAGGAAAGUACCUUGUUGUGCAGAUUAUUCUUUCUCAAAGGAGUUGGUGCGUGCUCCAACUAUUGGUGUACAUGUGAUUUUUUUCCAGCUUCCCUUUGCAAAAUGAAAUUCUAUUGUUUCCAUUUAAAUUUACUAUCUACCUACAAAUCUUAGUACUAGUUUGUAUAUUCUUAAUGUUAAUUUAGAGUGAUCCUGAAGUUUGUAUCUUUCAGAACAUUUCUUCGAUAAAUAGCAAAUUUUGCAAGCAGAAACCCCUUGUUAACAAAUACAUGUGACAUCUGAGAACCUAGGCUGCCUGCUUUAUUUGGAAUGCAAUGGUAUCUUAUCAGAGCUUAUAAUUUUACCUUGGGAGGACAAUACUGUAUUACAUUUGAAUAAUAAUAGGAAAUAUGGCUUCCCAAAUAUAGCUGUGUAUCAAUGUACAGAAUUAAAAAUCAAAAUGGAUUUUUAAAACUGUGAAGUCGAAAGGGUGUUCAAGCCAAUUUUUUUCUUAAAGAAUUUAGCUUGCUGACGUGUCUCAUGGAAGGGAGGAUGGGGUGUGUGUGUGUGUGUGUGUGUGUGUGUAUGUGUGUGUGUUCAAUAAAUUGCUCUUUGGGCUACAUCUGCAGAUACAGUAGCCAAUUGAUCUAAUGCAGUUUCUGGAGGCUUUCUGUACAGGUGAUGUCAUCCUUUUAGCUCUAUUCUCCUCCCACUCUCUUUCCUUCUUAUUAGAUAUUUCAUCUUACUGCAGAGCAUAGAAUCAAUAGGAGCUUCUCCUUAGGGAGCUGCUUUGAAACAGGCAAGGACAGUAGGAAUUAAGACAGUAACAUUCAGUCUUGCUUUAGCAGAAGAUAUAGUGGUUUUGUACUGUAUUAUAUAAAAAUGUUUAACCAGAAAAGCCAGACUUACAUCAAGAGUGCUGUUUUACUGAUGCAUUAGAAUAAGAAGCAGUGCUGCAGAGCUGUAAACAGUGCAUGUGAAUAGAGAAAAUAAUUACAAUUUUGGAGAUUCUUAGGCAUUCUACAGGACAAACCUGUUACAGCAUAUGUCAUCUAACUGCCAUUUGCUCAACGUUUUUUUUGUUGUUGGUGGUGGUGGUGGUGGUUUUUUUUUUUAACCUCUGGUGGUUAAGAAUAUAAAGAAGAAACUUUAAUCUUCAGGAUACAAUGUUUGCUUUUGAUGCAGAAGAAUCACUGAGUGCUUGUUCUACAGAAUGAAAUAAGUUGAAGAAAAGACAAAGCUAUAUCACAGAGAGGAAAGGUUUCACGGAAUCCAGGAACACAGAUUUGGUGCAUGUUGCCUGGUUUGCUUUGAUUGAUAUUGUAUUAACUGUUGUGCUACCACUCUGCGUGUCUGUGUCAGGUGCCUGAGGCCGCAUGUAUAUGUUUGAAUAUUCUGAGCCAGAAUUGUAAACAUCUUCAUUUACUGUGAUUUGCUUGUUAAAGUCAACGUUUUAAUUUAGAACAAUACUUUACUGAAAGCUCCUGAUUUCACUUUUAAAAGGGGUUUGGAGAGGCUGCCUUUAUAUAAACACUGCAGUGGUGUGUGAUUUGUAAAAAGAAACUUAACAGAAUUUUAUCACCAUACUCAUCACUGUGGCUCUGGUUUGAAAAGGAAACUACCCUUUCCAGCCUAGGAAAUGGCUUUUCUUGUUCGCUGUUAUGCCAAUUGUCUUCAACCAUGGGCCUCCAAACUUCCAGCUGAUCUUACCAAGAUGCAUCUCACAGACAACCCUCAUCCACAGGUGACUCAUGUGUCUUCUAGUCAGUCUGGUUGUAGCAUCGCCAGUGACUCUGGAAGCAGCAGUUUAUCUGAUAUCUAUCAGGCUACGGAGAGUGAGGUAGGAGAUGUAGAUUUGACACGUCUUCCAGAAGGACCUGUUGAUUCUGAGGAUGACGAAGAGGAAGAUGAAGAGAUUGAUCGAACAGAUCCAUUGCAGGGGCGAGAUCUUGUUCGAGAAUGUCUUGAAAAAGAGCCUGCAGACAAAACUGAUGAUGACAUUGAACAACUGCUGGAGUUUAUGCACCAGCUCCCUGCUUUUGCAAACAUGACCAUGUCUGUAAGGAGAGAACUCUGUUCAGUGAUGAUUUUUGAAGUGGUAGAGCAGGCUGGAGCUAUUAUUCUUGAAGAUGGGCAAGAGCUUGACUCAUGGUAUGUUAUUUUAAAUGGCACUGUGGAAAUCAGUCAUCCAGAUGGAAAAGUUGAAAAUUUGUUUAUGGGAAAUAGUUUUGGAAUUACUCCCACUCUGGAUAAGCAGUACAUGCAUGGAAUUGUCAGGACUAAAGUAGAUGAUUGUCAGUUUGUCUGCAUAGCCCAGCAAGAUUAUUGGAGAAUUUUAAACCAUGUGGAAAAAAAUACCCAUAAAGUUGAGGAAGAGGGAGAAAUUGUUAUGGUACAUGAGCAUCGGGAACUAGACCGGAGUGGAACCAGGAAAGGACACAUUGUAAUCAAGGCAACACCUGAGCGUCUCAUAAUGCAUUUAAUAGAAGAACAUUCUAUCGUGGAUCCAACUUAUAUAGAAGAUUUUCUGUUAACUUAUAGGACAUUUCUUGAAAGUCCUUUGGAUGUUGGGAUCAAACUAUUGGAAUGGUUUAAGAUCGACAGCUUAAGAGAUAAGGUGACACGGAUUGUAUUAUUAUGGGUAAAUAAUCAUUUUAAUGAUUUUGAAGGUGACCCUGCUAUGACUCGAUUUCUAGAGGAAUUUGAAAAAAAUCUGGAGGAUACAAAGAUGAAUGGUCAUCUCCGGUUAUUGAAUAUUGCCUGUGCUGCAAAGGCUAAGUGGAGACAGGUUGUGCUGCAGAAGGCUUCCCGUGAGUCCCCUCUACAAUUCAGCCUUAAUGGAGGAAGUGAGAAGGGAUUUGGUAUUUUUGUUGAAGGAGUAGAACCUGGUAGCAGAGCUGCUGAUUCAGGACUGAAACGUGGUGAUCAGAUUAUGGAAGUAAACGGACAAAACUUUGAGAAUAUUACAUUUAUGAAAGCCCUUGAAAUUUUGAGGAAUAAUACUCAUCUUGCACUUACUGUGAAGACCAACAUUUUUGUGUUCAAAGAGUUACUUUUUAGGACUGAACAAGAGAAAUCUGGUGUUCCUCAUAUUCCCAAAAUUGCUGAAAAAAAAAGUAAUCGCCAUUCUAUCCAGCAUGUGCCAGGAGAUAUUGAACAGACAUCACAGGAGAAAGGAAGUAAGAAAGUUAAAGCAAAUACUGUUUCAGGUGGAAGAAACAAAAUCAGGAAGAUUUUGGAUAAAACACGAUUUAGUAUCUUGCCUCCAAAGCUAUUUAGUGAUGGAGGCCUAAGCCAAUCACAAGAUGACAGCAUUGUGGGAACAAGGCACUGUAGGCAUAGUCUGGCUAUAAUGCCCAUCCCUGGAACACUCUCAUCUAGCAGCCCUGAUCUCCUGCAGCCUACCACCAGUAUGUUGGAUUUUUCCAAUCCUUCAGCUGUUGGUUUUUAUUAUAUUCCUGAUCAAGUUAUAAGAGUUUUCAAAGUGGAUCAGCAAAGUUGCUACAUUAUCAUCAGUAAAGACACUACAGCUAAAGAAGUAGUUUGUCAUGCCGUUCAUGAAUUUGGUUUGACCGGUGCAUCCGACACAUACUCUCUCUGUGAAGUUUCUGUUACUCCUGAGGGUGUCAUAAAACAGAGAAGACUUCCAGAUCAGUUCUCCAAAUUAGCUGAUAGAAUUCAACUCAAUGGAAGGUAUUAUUUAAAAAAUAACAUGGAAACAGAAACCUUAUGUUCAGAUGAAGAUGCUCAAGAACUGGUUAAGGAAAGCCAGCUAUCCAUGCUGCAGCUCAGUACCAUUGAGGUGGCCACCCAGCUGUCAAUGAGGGACUUUGAUUUGUUUCGUAAUAUUGAGCCGACUGAGUACAUCGAUGACCUUUUUAAGUUAAAUUCCAAAGCAGGAAAUACUCACUUGAAGAGGUUUGAGGACAUUGUAAACCAAGAGACAUUCUGGGUUGCCUCAGAAAUUUUAACUGAAGCAAAUCAGCUCAAACGAAUGAAGAUUAUUAAGCAUUUUAUUAAAAUUGCACUUCAUUGUCGAGAAUGUAAGAACUUCAAUUCCAUGUUUGCAAUAAUAAGUGGCUUGAACCUGGCAUCUGUAGCACGACUCAGAGGUACUUGGGAAAAGUUACCAAGCAAAUAUGAGAAACAUCUUCAAGAUCUACAAGACAUUUUUGAUCCAUCUAGAAACAUGGCCAAGUAUAGAAAUAUUCUUAGUAGUCAAAGUAUGCAGCCUCCAAUUAUUCCACUCUUCCCUGUUGUCAAGAAAGAUAUGACAUUUCUACAUGAAGGAAAUGACUCCAAAGUAGAUGGUUUAGUAAACUUUGAGAAGUUAAGAAUGAUUUCCAAGGAAAUCCGCCAAGUUGUUCGAAUGACUUCUGCUAAUAUGGACCCGGCUAUGAUGUUUCGACAGAGGAAGAAGAGGUGGCGGAGUCUGGGGUCACUGAGUCAAGGAAGCACAAAUUCAAACAUGCUGGAUGUUCAGGGAGGUGCUCACAAAAAAAGGGCACGCCGCAGCUCUCUACUUAAUGCCAAGAAGCUAUAUGAGGAUGCCCAAAUGGCAAGGAAGGUGAAGCAGUAUCUUUCCAGUCUGGAUGUAGAGACAGAUGAGGAGAAGUUCCAGAUGAUGUCAUUACAGUGGGAGCCUGCGUAUGGUACUUUGACCAAGAAUUUAAAUGAGAAAAGAUCAGCCAAAUCAUCUGAAAUGUCCCCAGUGCCUAUGAGGUCAGCUGGUCAAACAGCUAAAGCCCACCUGCAUCAACCCCACAGAGUAAGCCAGGUGCUUCAGGCGCCAGCUGUCAAUCUGCACCCCAUCCGGAAGAAGGGACAAGCAAAAGACCCUGCAUUGAAUACAAGUUUACCUCAGAAAGUUUUAGGAACAACUGAAGAAGUAAGUGGUAAGAAACAUACAGAAGACACUGUUUCUGUGGCAUCAUCUUUACAUUCGAGUCCUCCUGCAUCUCCUCAAGGUUCCCCUCACAAAGGUUACACACUUAUUCCAUCAGCUAAAUCUGACAACUUAUCUGACUCCAGCCAUAGUGAGAUUUCUUCACGGUCCAGCAUCGUGAGCAAUUGUUCUAUUGACUCCAUGUCUGCAGCUCUACAGGAUGAACGGUGUUCCUCUCAGGCCCUGCCAGUCCCUGAACCCACUGGGGCAUUGGAAAAGACAGAGCACCCCUCAGGGAUAGGAGAUCAUAGUCAACAUGGCCCUGGGUGGACACUCUUGAAGCCAUCUCUAAUCAAGUGUUUAGCUGUCUCAUCGUCUGUGAGCAGUGAAGAGAUUUCUCAUGAGCAUGUCAUUAUAGAAGCAGCUGACAGUGGUCGUGGAAGUUGGACUUCGUGUUCAAGCAGCUCCCAUGACAACUUCCAAAGCCUUCCCAACCCAAAAAGCUGGGAUUUUUUGAACUCUUACAGACAUACCCAUUUGGAUGACCCCAUUGCUGAAGUUGAACCCACUGACUGUGAGCCCUAUUCCUGUCCUAAAAGCUGCUCUAGAACUUGUGGGCAGUGCAAAGGAAGCCUAGAGAGAAAGAGUUGGGCCUCCUCCAGUUCUCUGUCUGACACGUAUGAACCAAACUAUGGGACAGUUAAACGGAGAGUAUUGGAGAGCACCCCAACUGAGUCAUCUGAAGGCUUGGACCCCAAGGAUGCCACUGACCCAGUUUAUAAAACUGUCACUUCAAGUACAGAAAAGGGCUUGAUUGUGUACUGUGUCACCUCACCCAAGAAGGGUGAUAGGUAUAGGGAGCCACCUCCCACUCCUCCAGGAUAUUUGGGGAUUUCUUUAGCUGACCUAAAGGAAGGACCCCACCCACACCUAAAACCUCCAGAUUAUAGUGUGGCAGUGCAGAGAUCAAAGAUGAUGCAUAACAGCCUCUCUAGACUGCCACCAGCCUCUCUCAGUAGCAACCUCGUGGCCUGUGUUCCAUCGAAGAUUGUAACUCAGCCUCAGAGACAUAAUUUGCAGCCAUUCCAUCCUAAACUAGCAGAUGUGACUGAUGCAGAUAGCGAAGCGGAUGAAAAUGAACAAGUUUCAGCAGUCUAGCCUUUGGAUGACCUAUUUGAAAACCACUGAAAGUUAUGGAGGAAUGGGCAGAACCACUCAUGAUUCUGCAGGCCAUUGCUGACAAACAGUUCAUUGCUACAACCAGUCCAGAGGUUUUAUUCCCUCUACUCCGAGCAAUGAAAUAGACUUGAGUUAUGCUUCCUUUCAUUUACUUUCUGCAGAUGAAUAGUUUCCUGAGCAAUGGAUGCUAUGCCUGGAUACCAGUCUCCACUUUGCACGCCAGAACUGCCUUGGGACCACAGUUACAGAAAAAAUUUAAACUCAGAGUGAUCCUUCUGUAUAUUGCUAUAGAUUUUUCUUUCAUAAGCUAUUUUAAAGAUAGUGGCAUUAUUAUUUCCAAGCCAUAGCUUGGGCUGAAGGACAGAUUGAAAGUAUCUGCCAAUACCAAGGAUAUUCUUGUAUAUUUGAAUAAUAACUUAUUAUUUGCAUUAUUGUGGUUUUGUUUGUAUUUGAGAGCUCUUGUUAGCUGAUGUUCAUGUUUGAGGUCAUAAAAUUGUCUCUGAUCUGACCAAACAGAAGUCAUCUUUACAGAGGUGAUAUGCUUGAUCUACACAGAGAUGUGACAUGAUCUGUAGCACCAAUGCAAUGUAGGUCUCAGUUUGAGAGAAAUAGGAAGCCCUUUGCAGUUGAGGUGUUAGGAACCUGCUGGUCAUGGUGUGGAAAGCCAAAUGAAGCUGCCACAGGGUUUCUUGUCAGUCCUUUGGGAAAUGGGAGGGAGUAGUUUGGGGAGGAGGGUGGGAACCCUAAUUUCCAAAGAAUGAAAUUUUGAUGUUAAAUGACAUGUAUACAAAUUCUUUCUUAAGUGAAAGUUAUGCUGCAUCGAAUUGUAACUAAAAGUAUAGAUCCCACAAAUAGAGAAUGGGUUCUAGAGAGUCCUGUUCUAUAGAAAUCCAAAACUAAAAUCUCUCAUAACUCAAGUAUGGAAUACUUUUUUUAAAGAAAUUCUUAUCAUGGGUGUUGUAAUCAUGAGGAUGAAGUUGACUUUAUGCAGUGUUCUGCAGCAUGCCACCCCCACAUCUCAUAGCACCAGGUUGUGUCUGACCUGACAUACCCUGCAGCUCUCAGCUGCCUGCAGCAAAAUUUUGUGGGAGAAAGAGGAGCUGGAGUUAUAGAAAUGAUUGUCUCUUGGUUCUCAGUUUUUAGCCCUUGAGAGGACAUACUUUUCCAGCCUCAUGGGCAUGGCACUCUUAAUUAAAAUUUCAGUGACUGUUUACUGGAUGAGGCAGAUUUUUCACAUUUUUGCAAAUAUAAUGUUUUAUAUAUAUUAAGUUUAAUUUUUUCAAUUUUUUUAGUGUAAAAGCAAGUGGAAUUUUAAUAAACUUCUGUAAUUACCAAAAAAAAAAAAAAAAAAGCCAAAGCCAUUAACAUGCACUACCCAGAUCAACUUGCAGCCAAGAUGGGUUUACUUCUGAAUGGCUGUCCGUAUGUGUCCCACGUAGAGUUUAGUUGGUUUGUGGCCUCCCUUGUAGAAAUGUGUUGUCUUUCCCUAGCUGUCUCCGCUGUGUCUUCCUGCCUAUCCCCCUUCAUUUUAAAAUCAUGUAUCAGUUUUAAGGGGUAAAUGGUAGUAGUUCAUCUUUCCCAUCAAAAUGAUUGUCUCUUUAUUUUAGGAAUAAUAGCAUGUCUGAAAAAUUCCUGUGGUAAAAAAACAUUAAUCUGAAACUGAAGCCUUAGAAGUUAAUCCCAGGUAUGAUAAAAUGAGGCUUGGUGGUACCAUAGCUUUCUUGGUCCUUUGAAGUGGGAAAUAACCUGAACCAAAAAUCCUAGUUUGAAAGUUACACUUCAGUGAUUUGGCCUAUAAACAGUGGUCCUCUGAUUAUACUUUUUUUCCUUCACUGAUUUACAUAAUUUUGUUUUCAUGGCCACGGCAAAACAAUGUGAAAUAUAUUUUUGCUAUACCCACUUUUUUAUCAAUUCAGAUGUCUACUCUCAUCAUUUUAUAUUUAUUUCUCCAGAAAAAUGUGUGUUUUCAUAAUGUCUUUAUUUAUCAGGUCUUUCAAACCAAAUGGAAGCCUUACCUGUCUUUGUCCUUAAUAGUGUAAAUAUCUUGCACAGAGUGUUGAGGCCUAUGGUUUUGGACUUGUACCUUAUAGCUGCCUUUGUUUUAUCUAUCUAGCUUUAACUGUGAGUGUUCAGAUCAGAUGAUCACAUUGAUCAGGAGCCAAAGCCAAAUGCUUUGUAGUUUGUUAUGUAUGUAUCCCUUAAAAAAUCAUGAGGUUUUGAUUUUUCUAUUUUAACUAAGGGUACAUUCCUGCCUUCUCUUAGUUUGUCAUAUGACUAGAACAAGAGAAGCCUUAACCUGCAUUUACUCUAAUUCCAGAUCUCCAUUCAUUUUUGUUUUAUUAAUUUAUAAUUUUAAUGAAGAGACUAGUGCCCUCUCUUCCCACGACAACUCUUAAUCUGCCAAGACUGUUGAAGCAGUUAACCCUCAAUGCAAACUUUUGCCAAAUAGUAAGUUUCAACAAAAUACCUUUCUAGUGAAAGAUUUUGAGAAUUAGUAAAUCCAGUACAUGAUUCCAUAAAAGCUUAUUAAAGUUAAUAAUUCUCAUUUACUCCAAAUGAUUACUUUCAAUAUGAUCUUUGGGGAGAAAAAGCCUUUAGUGAAUUUUCUUGAGGGUGAUAAGUCACAUCAUUGCGAUCUACAUCACCUCCUCGAGAAUCUCUCCCAGGCUGAAAAUGUGAUGAUAAUCAUGGGUGUUUUUAAGAACAAAUCCAAUUUUUAUCAAGUGCUCUUUCCUCUACAAAAAAAAGGGAGGAGGAGAAGAAGCUUCCUUAAAACAAUGAUUAUUUUGAUUCAAUUUUAAGUUUCUACAAAAGGUAAUGUUAAAGUGUAUGUAUGCCUUUAGCAUUACCUUGAAGGCUAGAAAAACGGCAUAAAUCUUCAGAAAAGUGUCACAGUACAUGUUCAAAUUUAAACUUAAAUCCUGGUUCAUCUUUGGCUUUUGUUGUGCAUUUUUAAUGCUUCUUUGUUUUUGAUACACGGAAUGCAGUUGAACUUGAUCUUUUAAAAUUGAGACAUGUAAGCUAAUCAGCAAAAGACAAAAACAAAACUGCACAUCUGUAAUAAUCAGAUAGCAAUUUUGCUGCACAAUUCAUUGAUUGUAAGGUAUCCUGUAACAAGCAAUGUUUGUUUCCUAUUUUUUGAUACCUCUUAAACUUAUGUCUUUUAGAAAGACAGUGCCUCUGUAUGCUUUUUGUAUUUUUACUGAGUGUAAAUAUUUGUUAUAUUUUUGGUUAAGAGAAUGUAAAAAUACCAUUUAUUAUUAUCAGAUACUACUAAUACAUUGGUGGAAUCAAUAAAGAAUCUACAUUAA
This is a messenger RNA of Chlorocebus sabaeus (green monkey), 13418 nucleotides long. The record is from RefSeq and is a predicted model, not a curated record. Lineage: Eukaryota; Metazoa; Chordata; Mammalia; Primates; Cercopithecidae.